Episyrphus balteatus (marmalade hoverfly) is the source of this 782-nucleotide messenger RNA. Its product is annotated as protein TsetseEP-like. The record is from RefSeq and is a predicted model, not a curated record. The transcript is spliced from 3 exons. Lineage: Eukaryota; Metazoa; Arthropoda; Insecta; Diptera; Syrphidae. The coding region runs from base 127 to 570 and encodes 147 amino acids.
ACGUUUUGAAGUUUAGUAUCCCAGAAUAUUUCAUAAAGAAGCUAUGAUAAGCCGAUGUGUUCUUUGGGCAGCAAUCUCACAGUAAUCUCACUCUCAGCUUUUUAAAAAUCAUUUAACUUUUCGAAAAUGAGAACCAUUCUAUGGAUUUUUAUUACAUUGAGUGUGGUUCAUGCUAAUAAAAGUGAAGAAGAUGAUCAAAGUCCUAAAAAUAAUUCGGUUCAUUUGGAUUGUUUUGACGUAUUUAUCCCCUUGAUUGAUCGUUUAUCGAAUGAGGCUAAAAAUGCAUCUGAUAAUUGUGUCAACACAGCUAAUGCCGACAAAGAAAGGGAAUUGACUUCAAUCAAAAACACUCGCACUGAAUUACAUUCCGAAGUUAAACGAAUUAAAGAAACUUUAACACAUUGUUCGUCAAGAAGUGAUCAUUUGGGAUAUUUUGAAUGUCUAAAUGGAAUUGUUGAAGUUGACAGAAAAAUUGUUGCAGACAUUGCAGUGAAAUCAUCUCAAUAUUCUACAAAAGUCAAACAAAUUGAAGAACAGGAAAUAAAAUGUUUUCGAAAUUCAGUUCUCUAAUUGAAAGAUAAAAUUUCAAAUGGUAUUCAUAAUUUACAAUAUUGUUUGAUGUCAGAAAAUAGUGCCGGAGAACAUUUAAGGCAUCAUGGUCAUAACAGUGUUACCGAAGCGCCCAAUGAUAUUUUGAGACGAAAUCUUUAUCAUACGACUGCAACAACAACAACUCCAUUUCCUGAAAUGAAUUACGAUGAUGACGAUUAUAAUAAUUAUUG